This is a messenger RNA of Notothenia coriiceps (black rockcod), 559 nucleotides long. It is a transcript of the gene pdcl3, whose product is annotated as phosducin-like 3. The coding region runs from base 101 to 544 and encodes 147 amino acids. The transcript has 4 exons. Gene Ontology annotation, molecular function: vascular endothelial growth factor receptor 2 binding; protein folding chaperone. NCBI's taxonomy places the organism in Eukaryota, Metazoa, Chordata, Actinopteri, Perciformes, Nototheniidae. Gene Ontology annotation, biological process: angiogenesis; protein folding; positive regulation of gene expression. The record is from RefSeq and is a predicted model, not a curated record. Gene Ontology annotation, cellular component: cytoplasm.
ACAGUGGUAGCUUUUUGUUUCUGCCCGAACACUCCUUUCUGUUUCCGGGUCUGAGAAGACAGCAGUGGUGUGAUUUCAGAGGAAGCUGUUAUCUGACAAAAUGCAGGACCCAAAUGAAGACACAGAGUGGAAUGAUAUCCUUAGGAAGAAAGGCAUCCUCCCUCCCAAAGAGGUCCCUAACGAUGCCGAAGAGGAGGAGGAGCUGGCCCGCCAGCAGCGGUCUAUCGUGAAAACAUACGAGGACAUGUCGCUGGAAGAUCUGGACGAGAACGAAGAUGAGUUUGGUGAGGAAGACGAGGCUGCCAUUGAAAUGUACCGACAGAAGCGUCUCUCAGAGUGGAAAGCGACUCAGCUGAAGAACGUGUUUGGAGAGGUGGUGGAGAUCUCCGGGCAGGACUACAUCAAUGAGGUCAACAAGGCUGGAGAGGACAUCUGGGUGGUGCUGCACCUCUACAAGCAGGGGUGGGUUCUUCAAACAAAGACAAGAACUCGUACAAGAACACAUUGGGAGUUAUCUCUUGAUGCUUGUGUCUUGUUCGGGUGAACCCUUUUAGACUGU